CCUCAACACAUAUCCAUCCAUCACAAGAGAGACAACUAAGUAUUAGCUACUCUCUCCUCCUUGAUCUCUCUCUCUCUCUCUCUUUCUCUCAUCACUUGUUCACCUUCAUAUAUAUAUAUACAUAUACAUACAAGUUUCAUCACACUUGCUCUAUAUAGAGAAUAAUAUUAAAUGGCUCUCUCCAUGAGUGGCAUUGUAGCUGUGUUAAUGGUUCUCUCUUUGGCUCCUCUGAGCCUGGGUGGUGGGUAUCUUUGCCCCGAAUACUACGACAAAUCGUGCCCGCAGGUGAAGGAGAUCGUGUGGUCGAUGGUGGCGAAAGCCGUCGCCAAGGAGCCGAGAAUGGCCGCUUCCUUGCUGAGGCUGCAUUUCCAUGACUGCUUUGUUAAGGGGUGUGACGCGUCCAUACUAUUGGACAGUAGUGGGAGCAUCGUGAGCGAGAAGGGGUCGAAGCCAAACAAGAACUCGGCGAGGGGUUUCGAAGUCAUCGACGACAUUAAGGCCGCGGUCGAGCAGGCCUGCCCAAAAACCGUAUCCUGCGCCGACAUCUUGGCCCUCACCGCCCGCUAUUCGACGGUCGUGGCCGGUGGGCCAAACUGGGAGGUCCCACUGGGGAGGAGGGACUCGUUGGGCGCGAGCUUAAGCGGAUCCAACAACGACAUUCCGGCCCCGAACAACACCCUCCCCACCAUCAUCACCAAGUUCAAGCGCCAAGGCCUCGACGUCGUCGACCUCGUCGCCCUCGCCGGUGCUCACACUAUCGGAUUUUCGCGCUGCACCAGCUUCCGCCAGCGUCUGUACAACCAGUCGGGCAACGGUUUAGCCGACAGCACGCUGGACGAGUCGUACGCCAUGCAACUCCGGUGGGGCUGCCCGCGAUCGGGCAGCGACGACAACCUCUUCCCGCUCGACUACGUCAGCCCCGCACAGUUCGACAACUACUAUUACAAGAACAUUUUGGUCGGCAAGGGCCUGCUGAACUCAGACCAAAUUUUGUUCACGAAAAGCGCGACUACGAGGCAGCUGGUGGAGCUGUACGCCGCGAACAUCGGCAUAUUCUACGAUCACUUCGCCAAGUCGAUGAUCAAGAUGGGGAAUAUCACGCCGUUGACGGGAUUGGAGGGCGAGGUCCGGACCAAUUGCAGGAGGAUCAACUCUUCUUAGGUGUUUAAGUGUGGAGAUUUGAUCAGUUUGAUUAAGUUGAUUAUUUGCUUUUAUAAUUUUCCCCAAGUGCUUAUUUUUUCUUUUCCACCCGCAAGUGUUAUGUGUAUCACUUUUGUUGUUGUCGUCGUGGUCGUGGUCGUCGUUGUUAUUGUUAGUCUAUCUGAUUACAAUAAAAGAGAAUGUAUUUUUUAAAUUAUAUAUGAAAAUGGCCCAAUUGCACUA
Messenger RNA from Ananas comosus (pineapple), 1383 nucleotides. Its product is annotated as peroxidase 72-like. The transcript has 4 exons. Gene Ontology annotation, molecular function: heme binding; peroxidase activity. The record is from RefSeq and is a predicted model, not a curated record. Gene Ontology annotation, biological process: response to oxidative stress; hydrogen peroxide catabolic process. NCBI's taxonomy places the organism in Eukaryota, Viridiplantae, Streptophyta, Magnoliopsida, Poales, Bromeliaceae. The coding region runs from base 172 to 1161 and encodes 329 amino acids.